Petromyzon marinus (sea lamprey) is the source of this 3925-nucleotide messenger RNA. It is a transcript of the gene CFAP99, whose product is annotated as cilia and flagella associated protein 99. The record is from RefSeq and is a predicted model, not a curated record. Lineage: Eukaryota; Metazoa; Chordata; Hyperoartia; Petromyzontiformes; Petromyzontidae.
GGUCACUCCUACCCGUGUGUGUAGCCAGUGGUCACUCACCUGGUCACUCGUACCCGUGUGUGUGUGUAGCCAGUGGUCACUCACCUGGUCACUCGUACCCGUGUGUGUGUGUAGCCAGUGGUCGACCCGGGCCGGUACAGGCCACACCAGACUCGUGGGUUCCGGCACUCCUCAGAAGGGUUCCAAUUCCUACGCCGCGAUGUAUGCCGCGGAGGGGUAACGGCAGCAGACGCGAGUUUGCAGGACGAUUAUAGGUUUCAUAGAAGCAUUUCUACACUUCCAUUUCAAACGCUGCGUGUGUAUCACAGAACCGCAACACCGUUGGUGGCAGUGCGUCAACAGGGCUGUUUUGCACCGGUGAAGGUGCACACGUCAGCGAUAUCCGGCCCAAUGCCGAAUUAUUGUCCGUGCAAGUGAUGUUCAUCGAGGGAGUGAAGCGAUAUGUGAGGAAAGUUGCAGUGAGAUUGGCGAGCCGUGGUGAGGGUAGAGACUCAGACGAGAGAUGAAACGGGAGAUGCAUCAGAUGAGACGUGAGGGGGCAGCAGUGGAUGAUUGCGCGGCGCGGAUAAUCUUGCGACUGAGGCUCGAUUGUCGGCCAACAUCAAUCGCGAGCUAAAUCUGAACCGCUUUUUCCCAACCCCUUCCACUGACCACCAUGGUGAAGUAUGGUCAAAACUAUCUCUAUGACCGAAUCCUUUUUUAUCAAUGUCCAGUACUGUACUGACAACAGCUGUAUGCCCCAAACGGUAUAAGGGAUAACUUGACAGAUUAGUCAAUAAUAUUGGCCUCCAAAAUGAAAAAUAUAUAACACGCGAAGUUGGGACAAUGGCUCUUCUUGACAGCAACAUAAACAAGGGACAUCGCCUAUAACGGCGCUUGUUACAUUUGUUUCUCUUUAAGGCUACAACGUUACUAACGGACGUGUUGAGUUGUUUUUAUUGUUGUUAUUUGUGCCUGGGCACCACUGGCAAUGCAGCAGUAGUAUCACCAAAGACUGCUGCUGCGGGGUUAUUAUUAUAUAUGGGAGACGUGGACGCGGGAGGCCGUGGUGACGCAGCCGCGUGUAGAGCCGGGGAGUGGGAAGACACCGCGCGAGUGUGGCGCGAAUCUUCACCCUCGCGGACCGCUACCCCCGCAGACCCGGGGCCUCCUAGGGAGCCCUCUGGCUCGGAAUCCCCACUGGAUUCUACUGGGAACCCACGCCCGCACGGAGCAAUGGGAAACUACGGGGAGCUGAUUGGGGAGGUGGUCGCCCUGCUGGAUAAGAUCACAGCAGGGGAAGAGAACCUCAUGCAGAUCACAGACGACAUAAUCCAGUCGCGCCAGGGCUGGAGUGAAGAGAAUUUGGUAUUCCUCCUGGGGGUGCUGGGAGGCUGCGUGGAACAGAGGCGACUGCUCGCGGUCGUGGUCAACGCCUUCUACGCUCGCCACGGCAAGCACGUUCUGCUCAAGCAGCGAAACGUCUUUACAGUCAUCGCCUACCUGGCUGUGUUUCGUCUGGAAGAGCUGGGGAUGACCAGUUUCACCAAGAUAAUCAACUCCCAAGACAUACCCAGCAUGCAUAAGUUUUUGACUUUCCUGUUUGACGAAGUCAACUUGAGCACCUGGAUGAAGGAUGAGUGGAGUCAGCUCUAUGACAUCACCUUCGUACAAAAUAACCUGCUGGCGCCACUACUCAAAAGCAGAGAGGAAGUGCUUUGGCUGACGGAGCAGUUGAGAAGCCAACUGGACGGCACAAGUCCCCCGCGGCCGAAGCCUAAGACCACGGAGCCGCAGGAGUUCUCGCUGACCAAGCCCAAGCCACGAACUCUGCCGCUGCCGGACCGCGUCCCCUCCCUCGGCAAACCCAACCCCGUGCCCAAGAGCACGUACCAUCUCCCGAAAGAAAUGGCAAAGCUUCAGGACGUCAGGCAGAGGAAUCGGCGAAGAGCUGAGAGAAAUCUGAUGGAAGCGAGCAAGAUUCUGUUCCAGUGCGCAAACGCCGAGAAGGCGGAUCAAACCAAGCGCGUCAUGGCGGAGCUCGCUGCAGAGAUGUCGAGGACGAGUGCAGAGAGGCCCCGGGCCAGGAGCAUGCCAAAGACCGCGAAGAACAACGUUCCUAUUAAGCUCAACACAACGGCCAUACUGCGGGAGGGAGCUUUCUACCAGGCCCGAGAGACACAGGAGCUCAAAAGGCUAGAGGAGCUGGUUAGGGGUGCUCGGGACGGGAGCGAAUUCGCUGAUUGGCAGGAGCGCAUGCGGCAGCGCGACGCGUCGGAGGCAGCGCUGGAGGAGGAGCGGCGUCGGCUGGAGGGGAAGCUGAGUCUGGAGGAGGCCGUGCUGGCACGGCAUGCCCUCGCCAGCCAGAACCAGCACAAAGCCGCCACCGUCAAGCAGCAGACAGCUGAGAUGAUGCAGCAGUACGCAGACCGGCGGCUUCAAGAAGAGAAGGAGAUGAAGAAACUGAUUAAGCAAAUCAUGGAGGGUCAUGAGAAUUCCAAAGCAGCUAAACUGAAACUUCAAGAAUACAAACAGAAAAUAGUGCAGGAGGUGAUGGAGGAGAGCCAAGAGCUGCUGAGGCAGGCACUGGAGCGUGCCCAGGAGGACAUGUGCCGUCGGCAAGAGCUCAUACAACAGAUCCGCGCCCUGGAGGCCAUGCCCGCCUUGCGCCAUUCGCACAUGGACCCCACACAGACGGCUGGGCAUGCGCUGCUGAGCGAGAUGUCGCUGGUGGAGCUGAGAGAGCGGCUGGCGCUACUUAAGGAGGCCCAGCUCAAGGCCAAGGAGGAACGGCGUGACGACAUCCUCAGGGAGAAACAGGCCAAGGAGCAGCUACUGCUGCAGCACCUGGACAAGAUCUCCCUGCACCGCGCAUCCAACAGCAAGGCAGCCGCUCUCCGCCUGGAGGAGAAGCGAGCCAGGCAGCAGGCGCCCGCGGCCUCCCCUCCGGACGCCCUGGGCGACCCCAAGCUGAGUGACCUCCUUCAGCGUCUGGAGGACCGUCGCGCAGAGAGGAAGAGGGUGACGCAGAGUGGCCGGGAAGGGCCAGGAGUGCCCGCCGCGGUGCCGGCAAGCAAGAAGUCGCAGGAGCACUGGCAGGAGCUGGAGAGGAGCAGGGAGCGUCAGGCCCAGCUCCUGACGCAGGGGGCGGCCGACAAACAGGUCGACCACAAGCACGGCGUGUACCAGGCAGCCCGGGUGGGCGCAAACGCUGCCUGCAUCACCCGCACUCAAGAGAAGAUCAGCACCGUGUGAGUGGCCACCAGUGUGUGGUGCGCGUUGCUAAAACACAAAUGGCGUUCUCAAGGGAAAACAAAUCUAUGAGUGUCCUCAAUCGGGAAAGCCUUGGUGAGUCUCAAGACAUUCUGGUGGGCCCUGCAUUAGCAUGUUUCGCCAGUUCCUUCAUGUUUUUCACGUGGAAAGAAAUUGGGUUAUCUGCAGAAGGUCCACGUAGCCAAGAGGAUAACGCAGCAGAAAACUACACAGGUCAGAAAAUUAUUUGCUGUACCGUCAUCUACUUUCCACCUCAUAGGCAUGCAGGUUGCAUGUGCGAUCCACCAAUGAAUUGCAGGUGUGUCGCUGCUCGAGAAUAGCUGCUCAAAGUGUUUGUGACAGUGGCUAUGAAACAAAACUGUCUUCAAGACAGGUGUCAAUAAGUUGCCAUAAGUAGCAUGGAAUCCAAUUGUCAUGCAGGAUUUCAGUGUGUUCUUUUGCCUCAUUUCAGCUUCUGUUGUCUAAUAAAACAAAGCUGGUAUCCCAAAUACCUAUGCAAUAAUCAUAACAGCGACCACCGGACAUGCUUAUGAAUGUGUUCACAUAUUGCAACAGAUCUACUUGUGUAACUCUAGUAUAUUACGUUUCCUAAAUCUCUAUAUGCGGUUUACAUGGUUGUCAUUACUGUGAAUGUGAUUAUUACCGUGUUGUUCAAUAAAAAAACAUCUGUUAA